Molecule: messenger RNA, 721 nt
Organism: Dinoponera quadriceps
Lineage: Eukaryota; Metazoa; Arthropoda; Insecta; Hymenoptera; Formicidae
Exons: 5
Source: RefSeq, a predicted model, not a curated record
AUGAAGACUCGCCACCUGUGGCUAGAAGCGGCCGUCGCUCUCCUCGUGAUGACAGAUGGGAGCUGCCUGCGAGGGGUCAGUCUGGAACUGAUCCCGGAUGUGGUGCAGCGCAGCCAGGAGGUGAUUCUACAGUGCCAUUAUGAUCUGAAGAAUGAGCCGCUUUACACUCUCAAGUGGUACCACAGCUGGUACGAGUUCUACCGGUUCGAGCCCAGCGACGACCCCGCUACGAAGAUCUUCAACGUCACCGGGAUUUAUGUCGACCCCGCCAAUUCGAACCAGAGCCAAGUGACACUUCGCAACGUCGACUUCCCGCUCGCGGGCACAUUCAGCUGCGAAGUCACAGCGGAAGCGCUCACUUUCUUCAUGGCUUCCAGCUUAAAAAAUCUCACCGUAAUAGAUGUGCCCGACGGAGCGCCCGUUAUCGCAUCGAAACGUGAGCGCUACGACGCGGGAGACAUGCUGAGGGCAAAUUGCACCCUGCCGCCGUCGUCGCCGGUUUAUCUCUCAUUCACGCUGAACGACAUGCUGAUGGAGACCGCGAGGUACCAGAUGCUUGAGGGGCCGCAAUUGGGCGAAGUCAGUCUCACCCUGCAACCGUUCCAUUACACGAACGGCGGCCAGCUGACUCUACGUUGCACCGCGCAGAUCCCCGGCAUGUACUCGGCGGUGAGCGAACUGCAGCUCGGCGCGGGUAUACGCGAGCCAGUGCCCGAAAUAG